This is a messenger RNA of Desarmillaria tabescens, 1463 nucleotides long. RefSeq lists its product as uncharacterized. The transcript has 3 exons. Bases 157 to 1407 code for a protein of 416 amino acids. NCBI's taxonomy places the organism in Eukaryota, Fungi, Basidiomycota, Agaricomycetes, Agaricales, Physalacriaceae. The record is from RefSeq and is a predicted model, not a curated record. Gene Ontology annotation, molecular function: protein binding.
GGAGUUUCAAAAUGUCCAACUUUCGGACCCUACCAGUAUACUCCCUGCCCUGGGUUCCAGGCUAGCGCUGGUAAUAGCCCCGGAGAGACCUUGGCAAGCAAGGUAAAUAAAGGCGCACCCUUAUCUUUCUUCCCUUCAGCAUCCAGUUGAUAUAACAUGGCGAAAAGAAAAGAGGAUCGGGACCUUGAACCGGCACCUAAUUCCCUCGCUGGCCUUCCUACCGAACUCCUCGUAAUCAUCGUCAGUGACCUUGUAACCAGACGGGACCUCUUCUCUCUCGCUCGGGUCUGUCGAAGACUCAACGACGUUGCCAUGACGUGUUGGCUGCGUUCCCGGACGCUGAAACGAUACAGCACUUUCUCCCCAGGCUGGCCGAUGCCAUUUUCCACCUUUGCGGACCUUCGCCUAUGCUUUGCCACAAAACCCCAUAUCCCAUCAAUGACCCUCACAUUUGGCACUCAGUAUAUAAAGGAAUACGAGGAAUUCUCUCGAUACGUCGACACGAUCCCAAGCGACCGAACGUGCCCAAUCCUUCAUAUCAAGUUACAUAUGCCUCGCUUCCCAAUAGAUACUCGCGCAUUCAAUGCCUUCUGCACUGAGCUCACAGAAUACAACAGUGUCGCAUCUUUCCAAGUAAUUCAACAAUCAGGCGAGCGUGUCCACAUGAGCCUCCGGGAUACAAAGGGCCCAAACCACCAACCUAUCUUCCAUCCACCACCAUUUACAACUCUCACUGAAUUGCAUAUCCAAUCUGUAUCUAAGCAGCUCGAUGAUUGGCUGCUCCGCUCAGUAGCCGCCUCUCCUAUUUGCAACUUAACCAUUCUUGACAACGCCAGUUUACCAUACGGUCGUAUCUGCCUCCCUACCAUUCGCAAAUUAACCUUGGGUGAUCGGACUAUGACAACGUCCCAGUUAAUCCAGUUCCUCUCGGAUGAAGCGCAUUCCUCACUACGCGAGCUUACCUUCAUGCCGAAGGCAGAGCCGUAUUGGGAGAUACCUGUAAAGGGACGGUUGAUCCCUCUUAGCAUGAACGCAAUGCCCAGCCUUACUAGCCUCGCCGCCGAAUUCAAGGUUUUAACCAAUCUCCUUGUUACACCAGAAGCUUUUCCGAAAUUAGAACGCGUGGAAGUGUAUGGCAUAGGUAGUAACGAGUCUAGUGCAGCGGAGGAUGGUGCAGAGCUUCUAACAAGGAUAAUGUCCCUGCCCAGUGUGCAUUGUGUCACCUUUCCUGUCGGUGCGUUGGAAUCGGGGGACUGGGAUAAUCUCAGCGGUAGCGGGAUUGUCUUGCCGAAUGUGAUCAAGUUGAUAGACCAAUGGAGUCUUCGAGCUCCAUCGAUACUAUCUCAAGUUAGAAAGGUUUUUCCAAAUGUCGUUGGCGUUGAUAGUCCUAGUCAAUCGCAAGCAUAGACAUAAAUCGGAAUUUUUCUUCCGACAGACUUCGGAGAUUGAGACUGAUUUUGGAC